UGAUGGUUCCGUUGCAAAUUGGAGAUUUUGAUUGUAGAAUAUCGAAACUCCUCCCGCACGCACCGGACGAUAAAGAGAAAAAAAUUCGCAAAACCCCCACUCACAAACCUCUCAAGCUCUCUUCAAUGGCGGCCGAUAUUGGGGAACUGGGUUCUUCAGAGAAGAAGAGAAGGCGUAGAACUCUUUGCAAUAGCCCAAAGCUUCUGCUUGAUCACAAAGUUGAAGUAAGGAGUGUUGAAGACGGGUUUCGGGGGUCAUGGCACUCUGGAACUGUGAUUGCCUGUGAAAAUCAGGCUCGAAGAGUCCAAUACGACCAUCUUUUGUGCGACGACGGUUUGCAACAUCUCAUUGAUUGUAUAAAAGUCCCUCCUGUCAUUGAUGGAAUUGUUCCGGCCAUCAGGGUACUGUGUAACCAUCGGGGUUUGAUAAGGCCAUUGCCACCGCCGAUUGAUUUUACGAAAUGGUCUUUCCACUACGGACAGUGUGUUGAUGUCUAUUACAAGGAGGCAUGGUGGGAGGGCGUGGUUUUUGACCAUGAAGACGGCUCUGAGAGCCGAACAAUUUUCUUUCCUGAUAUGGGUGAUGAAAUGCAGUUUAGAAUCGAUACGUUACGGAUUACUCAGGACUGGGAUGAAUUUAUUGACGAAUGGAAGAUUCGUGGGAACUGGUUGUUUCUUGAGUUGGUUGAGGAAUUUGAGCAAGAGUGGCCACUUCAAGUUUCUGUGAGGCAAAUAUGGUAUGAAGUGAGGGUAAAGAAGGCUUUUCAGAACCUUGUGGAGUGGACUUCUACACUCAAGGGUAUCUGGAAAAAUUUGGUGUGGGAAGUUAUUGUUGAUAAUUGUAAGCUUGCUUUAAAUCAUUUUUUACAUGAAUUGAAUUCAUCAGGGGAUUUGGCACAGGAUGCCCAUGGCCUGCCACCAUCAUCCAAAACUCAUCUUGAUGUAAUAUCGAGGCCUGAAGCUGAUUCAGGUAACUCUCUUGCCAUCGUUGCAGUUAAAAAUGAUGGCUCGGAUUCUAGGUUGUUGUCUACUGAUCUCAGUAAUGAUGGCUUGGGUAUGAAUCUCUCAACUAGCUCAAACACGCCCUGUCAUGAAGAAACACCAUGUGUGUCACCUCAUGCUCUACCAGUCUUACCUUUUAAUCAAGAUGAAUUUUCUAGAUUGUAUUCAAAAUUAAACAGUCAAGGGUUUUAUAGACCCAGUUCUAAAUCACCAGCUGGAUGGAAAAAAUGUUUUAGACAAAGAAAAAGUGUUAAGUGGGUACCUGCUGGUGUUGACAUUGUUCCUAGAGCUAAGUUUUGCCCUAAUGCAGUUGACGAAUACCUGAACAAUAGACGCAAGUCAUCAUGUAGUUUAAAACUUAGAAUGCAUCUCGCUUAUUUGGGCUGGAAGAUUGAGUUCAUGAGAGAUGAAAAUGUUCUUAGGAUGCGCUACACCUCACCCGAUGGGAAAUCAUAUUUGUCACUUGUUACCAUCUGCAAGGCUUUGGGGAAAGCUCCAUCGGAAAGGUUGAGUACAAGUCAUGGGUGGCAACCUGCUGGUGAUGAAAUUGUUCCUAGAGCUGAAUUUUGCCCCGAUGCUAUUAAUGAAUACCUAGAGCCCGGACAUAGGUCUUCCCGUACUUUAAAUGUCAGAAAGCAUCUUGCAUAUUUGGGCUGGAAGAUCGAGUUCAUGAGAGAUGGAGGUAUUAAUAAGAUGCGAUACAUCUCACCUAAUGGGAAAUCAUAUUAUUCACUUGUUAUGGUCUGUAGGGAUUUGAAGGAACCUGGAUCAGAAAUUCUUUCCCUUCCUUCCCAAGAUGAUGAAAGACUGUCAGUUGCUGUGUCAGAUAGUCCAUUCCCUUCUCCUCUCGCGGAACCACCACACACAUCCAUGGAGCUGUCUGUGACGCCUCCUCCUUCCGACAGAGUUGUUGAAUCUGAAUAUUGCCCCGGAGCUGUACUUGAUUACUAUUCUCUUGGAUCAGCAGAAAAUAGUGAUAAAUGGAAGUGUUACAAGGUUAAGGACCACAAAUAUGUGGGUCUACAAUUUAAAGCAAAAAAGCAUCUUUCUGCUGUUGGGUGGUCAUUCUGGUACUAUGUGAGGGGACGGAAUCGGGAAUUGCGAUACACUUCGCCAAGUGGAAGGUCCUAUAGUUCUCUUCGAACAGCCUGCAAAGCCUGUAUAGAUGAAGGAGGAACCUCUGAUAAUAAUACUUUUAUCUCUAGACCAAUGCAAAAUGCUGGCUCUCGGAUGCAGAAGAAAAGAAAGGCAUCUGGAUCGCCAAUCAAAUCAAGAGAUGAUUUGGGUGAUGAUUGUCCAAUGCGUGUGCUGCGCUCUAGCAAAAGAGCUCGGCAGGUGGUGGUUCCUUCUUCCUCUGAUCAGAACCCUCGAACCAUAUUAUCUUGGUUAAUAGACAAUAAUGUGGUGUUGCCUAGGGCAAAAGUACGUUACAUUAGCAGAAAGGAUCAUCCUCCAAUAGCUGAAGGGAGAAUAACUCGCGAUGGGAUCAAGUGCAGUUGUUGCCAAAAAGUUUUUACCCUUAGUAAAUUUGAAGCACAUGCUGGCAGCAAGAAUCACAGACCAGCGGCGAAUAUUUUUUUGGAGGAUGGGAGGUCUCUGUUAGAUUGUCAGAGACAGUUGAAAUGUCGUAAUAUUAAGAGAAACUUGAUGACAGAAUCACUUGACAUGAAAGGUAGGCGGCACCAAAGCAUGAAUGAUUACAUAUGUUCUGUCUGUCACUUUGGGGGUGAAUUAGUUUUAUGCGAUCAAUGCCCGUCAUCAUUUCACACAAGUUGCCUUGGUUUGAAGGAUGUUCCAGAUGGUGACUGGUUUUGUCCAUCAUGCUGUUGUGGAGUUUGUGGGAGAAGCGGGUUAAAUAAUGGCUCGAAACAAUUUACAGAUGACAGUGUUCUCCAUUGUGAUCAGUGUGAGCGUCAAUAUCAUGUUGGGUGCCUAAGGAAAAAGGGUGUUAUGAAUGUAGACAAUUAUCCCGAAGGAAGUUGGUUUUGCAAUAAAAGAUGCGAACAGAUCUUUUUGGGUCUCCACAAAUUUCUGGGAAAGUCAGUUCUGGUUGGCAAAGAUAAUUUAUCCUGGACUUUGUUGAAAUACAAGAAAUGUGAUGAUGGGGAUCAUGAUGUCUCUGAUAUGGCAGCUGUGACGGAGAACUACAGCAAGCUUAAUGUUGCUCUUUCUGUGAUGCACGAAUGUUUUGAGCCUGUUAAAGAAGCUCGAACCAGGAGAGAUCUUGUUGAAGAUGUUAUUUUCAGUAGAUGGUCAGAGCUGAAUCGGUUGAAUUUCCAAGGGUUUUACACAGUGCUUUUGGAGAAAAAUGAUGAAUUGAUUACGGUAGCUACUGUAAGGGUUCAUGGAGAAAAGGUGGCAGAAGUACCUCUUGUUGGUACACGGUUUAAAUAUCGUCGACUUGGAAUGUGUCGCAUCUUGAUGAAUGAGCUUGAAAAGAAGCUGAUGGAAUUAGGAGUGGAGAGACUAGUUUUGCCUGCGGUUCCCAGUGUGCUAAACACUUGGACGACCUCGUUUGGGUUUUCAAAAAUGGCAGAACUGGAGAGAUUGAACUUUCUGGAUUACACUUUCCUUGAUUUCCAGGGUACUGUCAUGUGCCAGAAACUCUUAAAUAAGAUCCACUCCACAGACUUGAGCCCAUUAACAAGAACUGAGCAAAACAUUUGUGAUGCUGUGAGUGGAAGUGAUAAUGUAGAUUUUGAUGGGAAUAGUGCUAUUUCUGAAGCCUUCCAAACAGACCAGGUCGAGGAGAGUGAAAUCAUGGACCAAGGACCUGCAGAUAUAGCUGGAGUUGAUGGUAGCGAUGGUGGUAGUGGCACAGGACCUCCGGGUUUCUUGACAAACCAACAAACACUUGAAUGCAUACCUUUCCAAAAUGGGAUCUGCGAAGAGUGUUCAGUUGAAGGUGCUGACCACAGUGAAUGUGAGAACAACGAUGGCCUUUUCAAGUGUUACAAGCGGAGGAGGAUUUCAGCUUGCUGAAGCCGAGACCUUUCACAUGCUGCCAGUGAGUCAUGAGAAUAUCUGUUUUUGCCCCUCCGGGAGUUUAAAUUUUGCUUUAAUGAAGGUCAGUCUAGAAUUUCCUCGUUUUGUGAAAUAUAUAGUGGGAGGAAUUUGCAGGAGUUUGGUAUCAGGCUCGUGUUUAUUCAUGUAUAUAGGGAAGUAAUAUAUAUAUAUAUAUAUAGCUAGCUGUAAUUAUGCAUAGAGCUUAUUUUUGGAUUUCCCUAUGAUGGUUGCAAUGGAAGAUAUGGCUGUUUUUAUGUUUAUUGCUUCUAAUGUAUUAUAAUGUGAAUUAUUUAUAAGACACCAUUUUAGUUG
Molecule: messenger RNA, 4319 nt
Organism: Camellia sinensis
Lineage: Eukaryota; Viridiplantae; Streptophyta; Magnoliopsida; Ericales; Theaceae
Product: PHD finger transcription factor
Biological process (GO): negative regulation of DNA-templated transcription; regulation of transcription by RNA polymerase II
Cellular component (GO): nucleus
Molecular function (GO): transcription corepressor activity; acyltransferase activity, transferring groups other than amino-acyl groups
Source: RefSeq, a predicted model, not a curated record